AUGUGUUCGCUGCCACGAGAUGUCGAAUUUCUGGCGAACCAAGGAGAUGCAAAGCUGCUUAUCCAGACCGACCAUCUCCAUGCCACAUGUGUGUGCCAUGUCCACGUCCACGUCCAGUGCCAGUGCCAGUGCCAGGCCGCCAUAAUCUCGGCCAGCAUCGCCGUUGAUUCCAAAGAUUUGGCCGCUCAAGAGAUGGGCAGCGAGGAGAAGGAGCAGCAGCAGCUGGAGGAUCAGCUGGAUGAUGACUCCGGGGAUCUCCAGGAGACCAAUAAUAACAAUAAUAACAACAAUAAUAAUAAUAAUAACGAAGAUGAAGACGACGAUGGCCAGGAUGACGCUGUGUUCGAGCAGCCAGAAGAGACUAAUACCGCGCCCGAUCAGGAUUUAGGCGAAACGGAUCCGAGGCAGGAGGAGCUUGAGGAUGAACUGCCCUUGAACAGUCCCAGCACUCCGCCCAGGAGCAGCCCCUCCUCGCCGCAACUGAUACCCAAGCUGGAGCAGCCUUCCACGCCGCCAUCCGAGGCCGAACCCUCGCCCUGCCCCUCGCCUUGCCACACGCCCACCAGUGCGCCCAAGUUGCCCAAGUUGCGUCUGAACGCGCUCCUGGCCUCCGAUCCCGCCCUCAAGCCCGAUGCCAAGGAGCUGACACUCCCAGAGCCCCGUCUGCUGGCACCUCCGCCGCUGUCCAUUAAGCCGGAGGCGCCGCCAUCGCAAGCCGAGGGCCUAGGAGCGGAGCCGCUGAUGAAGCCAGCCCGAUUCAUGUGCCUGCCCUGCGGCAUCGCCUUCAGCUCGCCCUCCACGCUGGAGGCCCACCAAGCGUACUACUGCUCUCAUAGGAAUAAGGAUGCGGACGAGGAUCAGGGGGGCAUUGACAAGUCGGUGACUGGUGGAGGAGGAGGUGCUGCCGGAGGAGGAGGAGGGGCCACCGGAUCGGGAGGAGGAGGAGGAUCCUCGUCGGAACCACCGGCCAAAAUGGCCAGGACGGGCAAGCAGUACGCCUGCUCCCAAUGCUCCUACAGUGCGGACAAGAAGGUAUCCCUCAACCGGCACAUGCGGAUGCACCAGACCUCCCCGGCAACGCCCACCCUGGUCAGCAUGCCCAAUCUCAUCCCGAAUGGCAUUCCACCGCCACCGGGCGUCGUCGUCGCCCCGAAUCCGCUGGAGCAGGAGGCCUCUAGUCAACAGACGGAUCGCUACUGCAGCCACUGUGAUAUCCGCUUCAACAACAUCAAGACGUACCGGGCGCAUAAGCAGCACUACUGCAGCUCCCGGCGACCGGAUGGCCAGCACCCCAAGCCGGACACAUCUCCUGGCGGUGGUGGCGUCGUCGGACCAGGUCCAGCGUCCUCCUCCUCGGUCGCGGGUGGAGUCCCUGCUCCACUCUCGGCGGCUCCCGGCAAACUGAGUCCACAGGCCAGCAGGAACAACAAGACGCCAACGCCCGCCAUGGUCGCCUUGGGGCAUGCCGCAGCGGCUGCGGCGGCGGCAGCAGCAGCUGCUGCCUCCCUCCAGGCGCCACCGCACCCGCCGCCGCCCUUCCUGGCACUGCCCACCCAUCCGAUCAUCAUUGUUCCCUGCUCGCUGAUACGGGCGGCCAGCUUCAUUCCGGGACCACUGCCCACUCCCAACUCGGGAAUUGUGAAUCCGGAGAACACAUGCUUCACCGUGGACAAUGGUACGAUCAAACCACUGGCCACCGCCCUGAUGGGUACCACCCUGGAGCCGGAACGACCCUCGGCACCGUCAUCGGCAGCCGAAGUGCCAGAACCCAAGAGCAGUCCACCCGAACCCAAGCGCAAGGAGGCGGGCGGAAGUCGAGAGUCCGCGCCCUUGGAUCUCUCGCUGCGGCGUUCGCCGAUCUCUCUGAACUCGCUGAGCCUGCGGCAGCGACACCUGCGCUCAGCUCUCCUGGAUGUGGAGGAGGCACUCCUGGGCAGCGUGGGCAAAGAGAUUGUGGAGGCCUCAGCCGGCGGAAGCGUGACUCCCGAGCAGAUAGUGUGCGCUCCCUCGUUGCCCAGCAGCCCAUCGAUGAGUCCCUCGCCCAAGCGGCGGACCAUCAGUCCCAGGAGCUCCGGAGCCGGCAGCAAUGCCUCCAUGUCGCCACCUGGACUAGGUGUGGUGCCCAGCCUGCUGGACAUGCGCUCUAUGCUGCCAGCGGACUUUGGUUUGUCCGAAUCGCUGCUGGCCAAGACCAAUCCGGAGCUGGCACUCAAGCUGGCCGCGGCGGCAGCUGCAGCGGCAGCAGUGGCCGGAGGAGGUCCUUCCCAGGCGCAGGCUAGUGUUGGAAAUCCAGGGGGAAGUGGAGCCUCUAGUGGAGCCCAGCAACCCCAGAUCUAUGUAAAGCAGGGCGUAUCCAAGUGCAAAGAGUGCAAUAUUGUCUUCUGCAAAUAUGAGAAUUACCUGGCCCACAAGCAGCAUUAUUGCUCCGCCAGAAACCAGGAGGGUUCUGCCGAAGGGGAUGCCAAGUCAGCUGUUUCCCCAGGAGCCUUGGGAGCCGGAGGUUCCAGCGUCGGAGGAGGAUCAGAACCCGCCACAUCGGUGGAAACCACACCGGUGGCAUAUCAGCAACUUAUCUGCGCCGCCUGCGGCAUCAAGUACACCUCCCUGGACAACCUGCGGGCGCACCAGAACUACUAUUGUCCCAAGGGGGGAGCCACAGCUGGAGGAACGGCCACAGAUCCGGUGAAGGAGAAGUGUGCCAAGUGCAAGACCCUGCAUGAACUGGGCCUCCCUUGUCCAGCGCCGCUAACAAGUGUCCUCGCAGCACCCACAGCCAACUCUGGGUCCUCCUCCUCUUUGAACUCCUCCUCGCUAGCCGCCGCCUCCAAUAGCCUGAACAAGUGUCCAGUUUGCGGCGUUGUGAGUCCCACGGCGGCAUUGGCGAAGAAGCACAUGGAGAUGCAUGGCACCGUGAAGGCCUACCGCUGCAGCAUCUGCCAGUACAAGGGCAAUACGCUGAGAGGGAUGCGCACCCACAUACGCACCCAUUUCGACAAGAAGACGACCAGCGAGGUGAACGAGGAGCACUACAUGACCUGCAUAUUCCAGGAGGAGGAGGAUCAGGGUCAGGGUCAGGGUCGCGUAAUCAGCCAGGAGCUGAGUCAAUCGGCUGUCUCGCAGGACUCAGCCAUGGACCAUCCGGCGCAGUUGUUCAACUGCGAUUACUGCAACUACGCUUCCACCUACAAGGGCAAUGUGCUGCGCCACAUGAAGCUGCUGCAUCCACACGUGGCCCUCAUCAGCUCCCCCUCGAUUUCGCCGGAGGGCAGGGAUCAGGAUCCUGUGAUCUUGAGCUCCACAGCCAGCAACCAGCACUCCGAGGGCUCCAAUGGCGAGGCAGCGAGCUUUCACAUCAAGUCCGAGCCCUUGGAUCCACCCUCGUCCACGCUGAGCCUGGUGCAGGAGAACAACAACUCAUCUCCCAUACCAACCCUGACGCCGCACAUCAAGGCCGAGCCCAUGGACAUAGAUGGCCUGACGGUGGCCUCUCCCUUGGGCGCCGCUGCAGCCGCUGCUGCCGUGGCCGCCGCCGAGGUGAUGAAGAAGUACUGCUCCACCUGCGACAUAUCCUUCAACUAUGUGAAGACCUAUCUGGCUCACAAGCAGUUCUACUGCAAGAACAAGCCCCAUCGACCGGAGGCCAGCGAUAGUCCCAGUCCGAACCUCGGAAUGGGGAGCUUGGGCAGUGGCAUCGGUGUGGCCGGCGGCGGCCAGCAGAAGAACAAGGAGAACCUCCAGGAGGCGGCCAUUUGAGAGUGCCAGCUGCGCUGGGAGGAGCAACGGAAGCAGCUGGAAUGGUAUUACAAAUGCUUCUGAACCGAACCUAAAAUCGAAUCAAAUCCCAAAACAAACACUAUAACUAAGCCUGAAGCCACCUAUAGUCGACGACAGUAUUCCCGGAGAAUCUCGCUGUCGCUGCUGACUCCUACUACGACUUACCCCGAUCGUUAGAUAUAUACACCAUAAACACAUAUAAUAUAAUAGACCAUAGAUCCUAGAUAUAUACGCAUAAACCGACGAUGUGUUGGAACCCCAUGACAUAUAAUGCAUGCCAAAGCUUACCACUUAGACGGAGAAACUAAAUCGGAGAAACUACAAGUUUUGCCAAGGAGGGAGAAGAAUUGUGGAGUAGUGAAGAGUGAAGUGCGUUGAGGAAGAGUUGGAAUAUUCCUAUUGUAGAAUCCAUUAUUGUAUUGUAAAUGAGUACAUCAACUGAGUACUUAUAUUUAUUAAGUGUGUGCGACAAUAAAAGUAAUUAAUUUAUUCAACUAUAGCUCAGACCUGCAGUGUACGAGCGUUGGAAGAGAAAAACACAAAAGUAUUCUGUGGAGAAAGUGCAUUGAAGAAAA
Messenger RNA from Drosophila serrata, 4349 nucleotides. RefSeq names its product Zinc finger protein ush (gene ush). Lineage: Eukaryota; Metazoa; Arthropoda; Insecta; Diptera; Drosophilidae. Gene Ontology annotation, cellular component: nucleus. Gene Ontology annotation, biological process: positive regulation of transcription by RNA polymerase II; negative regulation of transcription by RNA polymerase II; cell differentiation. Gene Ontology annotation, molecular function: RNA polymerase II-specific DNA-binding transcription factor binding. The record is from RefSeq and is a predicted model, not a curated record.